Messenger RNA from Ruditapes philippinarum (Manila clam), 3331 nucleotides. RefSeq lists its product as uncharacterized. Bases 62 to 2071 code for a protein of 669 amino acids. NCBI's taxonomy places the organism in Eukaryota, Metazoa, Mollusca, Bivalvia, Venerida, Veneridae. The transcript is spliced from 4 exons. The record is from RefSeq and is a predicted model, not a curated record. Gene Ontology annotation, molecular function: zinc ion binding.
AUAUUCAAGUAUGAAAAUCCCUUCAAAAUAAACAAGACUUGAAUAAUUGUUUUUUUUCAGGAUGGUUAAACAUUAUGAAUGCGUUGUGUGUAAAAAAAGAAUAAAACCCUCUGGAAGACGUCCCAUUCCUGACAAAGCAAAAAAGUUACUAAGAAAGAUUCUAUCUGUUCUUCCCUGUGAUGAUGACGUAAUAUGCACUUCAUGCCGGACAAAACUUUACCGGAGUAGGCAGAAGAAACUUAAAGAUACAGUCAGUGUGCCACAGCCAUCAACAAGUCAGCUUAUCAGUCCUCCAUCGGUAGUUCUUAAAAUCCCAUCAACAAGCAGGAGCCAUUCAAGAUGUUUUGUCUGCAAAAAAGCUGGUCCAAAACUUGUUCGCCUGGGUUCAGAGUGUCGACUUCAAGCAUUUCUACAGCACAAUAUCAUAGUUCAUUCAGAUGCCAGAUGUUGUCCAGUACACGUUUCAGAUAAAACGCUAAAGAUAGAUUCUGUGGAAGGCAUUGAUCACCUCAACGCAUCUUCAUAUCUGAACAGGUCAUCUAUUUCUAAUCUCCUUCAAAAUAUGCGAUCUUUAUGCAUUCAACAGAAUUCUUCCCUGAACUUUGACACUCUUCAAGAAGCAGACUACUCUUCACUUACAGGACUUUCAAAACCACAAUUUAAUGAUCUCUUCUCACACAUCAAUGAUAAGAUAAAAUCAACACCGUCACGAUCACCUAGAACAACUGUUGGACUGUUUCUCCUUAAGUUAAAGUCAGGCAUUUCUAACAGGCUUCUUUCAACUAUCUUCAGCCUUUCAAAGUCAAGUGUUAGACGUGCCAUUGCCACUGUAAGAGAGGCCCUGAUGAGAAGUUUCGUGCCGCUCUACCUUGGAUUUGAGAGUGUGACAAGGGAAUCAAUACUAUGCAACCAUACACGACAGUUAGCUAAAUCCCUAUUUUGUUCUUCUUCUGAUAAAAUUGUUUUGGUUCUUGAUGGCACAUACAUUUACAUCAAUAAAUCGAACAAUUACAAGUUUCAAAGAAGAACAUACAGUCUUCACAAAGGUCGACCUCUCGUAAAGCCAAUGGUCAUUGUUACAACCACAGGACAUUUCGUGAACAUAAUUGGUCCCUACCUUGCUGAUGGAAAGAACAAUGAUGCAGCCAUCCUUAACCACAUCCUCAAGUCAAACAUAGAUGAUGUGAAGGAUUUCCUUGAAGAAGGAGAUGUGCUGGUAGUGGAUCGCGGGUUCAGGGACUCUCUAGAGCUACUGGAAGACUUAGGCAUACAUGCAAAGAUGCCAGCAUUAAUGACAAAGGGACAGAAGCAGCUUCAAUCUGAUGAGGCAAACGAAAGUCGUUUAGUCACAAAGAUAAGGUGGGUUGUUGAGUCAGCAAACGCGCGGAUCAAGCGUUUCAAGUACUUAGACAAUGUGAUGCCAAAUAGCCAAAUACCAUUCAUUGGCGACUUUGUACGCAUUGUUUGUUCCAUCUCGAACAAAUACUUUCCCCCACUCAGUAGCACUGACCAGUCAGAGAGUGAUGUUGCUAUGGCAGCAAAAAUGGUAAGAUUGUUAGAAAGGGAAAAUGAGCUUCAGAAAAAAGUAGAGAAGACAGGUUUAGAUAGAAAACAGACAGUGUGGAAGAAUGUCGAUGAAGAAGACAUAUAUUUCCCAGUUCUAAACAGUGAACAACUGAGUGAGCUGACACUGGGAGUUUAUCAAUUGAGUCUGUCACCAUCAUACAUUCAAGAACAUUUAGACGGAGAGUUCGACAUUAAAGUCAACACAGAUGAUCCAAAACUACUUUGUGUUAAGAUGCAAAGCAGACACUCUUCAUCAAAAAGAUAUAUGCUCUGGAUUCAAGUUGAAAACGAGGCAGUAGAUGGAUGGUAUUGCACGUGCAGGUGCGGCUCAAGAGUCGUUGGAAUGUGUGCCCAUAUUGCUGCAAUAGUAUGGUAUCUGUCUAACGGGCGUCAUAGCGGGAGAGAAAGUUAUGGUGUCCGUGAUUGGGGUGUACACCUUUCAGACGCCGCUGAAUUUAAAAUCGACGUGGCAAUUGACGAAUCAUCUGGCAGCGAUACAGACUGAUAUAUCGUGCGACGUUGUUUACCUCAUUACCAUAAAACAAUGCUGAUACAACUUUCAUUUUUAUUAACUUUUUCGUUUUUUAAAGUAAAUAUCAAGCAAUAUUAUUACAUUAUUCAUUUACACAGAGAUAAAAACAUGGUGUAAGAACUGAUACCGACAUUCUAUCUUUAUGGUGUUAUGAUGCUGAAUAACAACUGUUGAAUUUUUCACAUAUUUGUUCAAUAUAUCUAAAUCAAUUGCUUGUGGUUAAGUUUCAAGCGAGAUCAUAUAAAUUUUCUUUAAAAAGUUGUCAUAUAUUUUUGUAGCUUGUUGAUUGUUCAGAUUCAAGAACAAAUAUUUGAGCCGUGUCACGACAAAACCAACAUAAUGGGUUUGCGACCAGCAUGGAUCAAGACCAGCCUGCGCAUCCGCGCAGUCUGAUCAGGAUCCAUGCUGUUCGCUUACCAACCCUAUUACAAGUAGAGAAACUAAUAGCGAACAGCAUGGACCCUGAUCAGACUGCGCGGAUGCGCAGGCUGGUCUGGAUCCAUGCUGGUUACAAACCCAUUUUGUUGGUUUUGUCGUGACACGGCUCAUUUAAAUAUCGAUUUUAUUUUCUUACCCUUUAUUUAAAAAGCAAUGUUAACAUUAAUCAUUCUGUUAUUUACGCUAUGUUUGUAUUUUACUUUGCAAGCAUCAUAACCAAAUCAUUUUGUUUUAUUCAUUAUGUUUAUAUUUAUUAUGUUAAAUAUGUGAUAUUUAUGAAUAUUAUACUUAUUGACUAUUCCUGCAACUAGUUUUAUUUAUUUCGUUAUCAAUUCUUCUUAAGUAAUUUUGUAAAUCUAAUGGUCAUUCAAUUCAUAUUCAAAUUUUAAAAGCGCAAAACUUAUAUUUUUCAAGAAAUAACAUUGUCCGAAUUUUGUAUAUCCGAAAAUUGGUUAACUGCUUAAAAAAUGCUUUAUUCUUGGAAAACAUUUAAUUAAUACAGUUAAUUUCAUAAAAGCUAAUUAGUUGGGUACAUGUAAGGAUUAUUCUUAAAGGGAAAAUAAACAUUAAAUAUAGUAGACGUUAUUUUUAUUUUGCGAGAUCAAUAAACGUUUGAUUCUGAUAUUAACUGGAUUAACGGGCGUUAAUGAUUAAGAGAAAAUUUCGACGUCAUCGUUAAGAAUUUUUGUUAAAAAAUGUUUCUUUCAUCAACUAGAUAUAUUGAACCUCUAAUUAAAAUGUUUUUCAUCUAUUUCUGAGGUUGGGCCAUUUUCGGUGGUUAGUGAACCUAGCUCU